Molecule: messenger RNA, 2933 nt
Organism: Larimichthys crocea (large yellow croaker)
Lineage: Eukaryota; Metazoa; Chordata; Actinopteri; Sciaenidae
Gene: l2hgdh
Product: L-2-hydroxyglutarate dehydrogenase
Exons: 10
Coding region: 121-1455 (444 amino acids)
Molecular function (GO): (S)-2-hydroxyglutarate dehydrogenase activity
Source: RefSeq, a predicted model, not a curated record
GCUACGUCUCAGAGGUUUAGCAGCACAAGCAGCAAGAAGAGGAAACACGAAGCAGAGCUCAGGGGAAACUGUUCCCCACCGUCCUGUGAUGAAGAAGUGAAGCUGCUGAACACUCUGACGAUGAUCCGGACACUCAGCGCCGCGUCCUUCAAGGCAGCGAAGCCCGAACUGCUGAAGGACGUUACGGGCAGGCGGCUGCACAGCACAUACGAUGUGGCCGUGGUGGGAGGUGGGAUCGUGGGCCUGGCCACGGCCAGAGAGCUCGUCCUGCGACACCCGUCGCUUAGCUUCGUCCUGCUGGAGAAAGAAAAAGAGCUCGCUGUGCACCAGAGUGGGCACAACAGUGGAGUCAUUCACAGCGGGAUCUACUACACGCCGGGGUCGCUGAAGGCCCGUCUGUGUGUGCGAGGAGCCACUUUAGCCUACGAGUACUGCGAGAAGAAAGGACUCCCUUACAAGAAAUGUGGAAAGCUCAUCGUGGCGGUGGAGCAGGAAGAGAUACCCAGACUGAAAGCUCUGUACGAGCGCGGCAUGCAGAACAACGUGCGCGACCUCAGCAUCGUCGACGCCAAAGGGAUCCGAGAGCGAGAGCCGUACUGCAGGGGUAUAAUGGCCUUGGAUUCGCCUUACACCGGCAUCGUGGACUGGAGGAUGGUGGCUCUCAGGUACGGCAAAGACUUUGAGGAGGCGGGCGGCACGGUGGUGACUGAGUCGGAGGUCAAUGACAUUUCCAUGGUAAAGGAGAGUCCAGCCGGGAGCACAGAGGGGAUGGAACAUCCGAUCGCAGUCAGAGACAAAAAGGGCAACGAGGUGCGGUGCCGUUAUGUCCUGACCUGUGGAGGCCUGUACUCAGACCGCCUGUCCCAGAUUUCUGGAUGCAGUUCUGAGCCACGAAUCGUCCCCUUCAGAGGAGAUUAUUUGGUCCUGAAGCCAGAGAAACAUUAUCUGGUCAAGGGAAAUAUCUACCCUGUCCCUGACCCGCGGUUCCCCUUCCUCGGCGUUCACUUCACCCCGCGGAUGGAUGGAAGUGUUUGGCUCGGCCCCAACGCAGUCCUCGCCUUCAAAAGAGAAGGUUACAAGGUGUACGACUUCAAUCCUCGUGAUUUUGCAGAUGCACUGUCAUUCAGAGGCCUUCAGAGGCUGGUGCUGAAGAACAUAACGUACGGAAUUGGAGAAAUGUAUCGAGGGGUUUUCAUAGGUGCACAGGUUAAAAUCCUGCAGAAGUACAUCCCUGAACUCUCACUGAGCGACGUUCUCAGGGGUCCUGCAGGAGUUCGAGCUCAGGCUCUCGACCGAGACGGAAACCUUGUGGAUGACUUUGUGUUCGACGGCGGGGUCGGGGAUGUUGGCAGUCGUGUGCUCCAUGUGCGUAACGCUCCCUCGCCGGCAGCCACCUCGUCCCUCGCCAUCGCUGAGAUGAUCGCAGACGAGGUGGAGAGUCGCUUCAAGCUGUAGAACGGAAAAAGGAAAAAAACAAUCCGGCCAAGCUACAACGCUGUAUCAGACUGUCACUACCUCAGCAUCACUGUCAUCGUGGAGACUUUUUUAUUGUAGGUCAAGCCUUAAUCUGAGUGGAGUUAAUUACAUUUUUAAGACUCUUUUUACAUGAGUAGUGCCGUUUAAUGUUGGGUAAUAUGUUUACUCCACCACAUUUCAGGUGGAAAUGUAACAAAGUGCUUUAGUGGGAGUGUAAAGGUGAGAAAAAACGGUGCAGCUUCAGUCACAUCGUCAGUUUGAAGCAUUAAAAUGUCAGCACAAAUGUUAAAAUACUGUUUUAUUACAUGAACUUUUGGGUUUUCUUUGACUUUUGGAUGAGUUGUUUCGUCUUCAGCUGCUGUCUUGACUACAUGAGAGCAGUCUGUGUUUGUUUUGAAUAUUGUAACAUCUGAUGAUUUCAGUCCAAAAUGCUACUUAAAUAUUUUUGUGAAGAAAUACCAAAAAUCAAUUUGAUAAAAACAAACAAACAAAAAAACAGACGAUGUCCUCAAAAAUAAAAUAUUUCAUAUUUAAAUGUAAAAAGAUGAUCCCUUAGUUUUACAAGAACGGGUAUGUUAGAUGACAUUAAAAUAAAAAGCGGUAUAUCUUAAUAUAUUUUGAUAUAAAAUGCACAAUUAUUGCUUCAAAACGCACAAUUUAUGAAGAAAGAUCGUUUUGACAUUAAAAACACUGAAAUCAUAUCAAGACUAAAUACUCUAGCUGUAUGUCACAUUUACACUGAUUUAAAUUGAGAAAAGUUUUUGUUGUGUAUGUGUGUGUGUAGAAUUUGCUCUGUUGUUAUACACAGACCGGCCACUUUAUUAGGUACACUUGUGAUCCAGCACAACAACUCUGCUAGAAAUUCAACUUUUAUGACAACGAUAAUGUGUCAGGCAGGUAUUAAUGUAACUAUUUAAUUAUGUUAUUAUUGAUGUUUAUUUACCUUUUUGGAUGUUUUUGUGUAUUUAUAUUUACAGGGAUAUAACAAUAUGUUCUGCCUUCCCAUAAACUUUAAUUCUCUUCUUAUUCUUUAAUUCUGUUGUUGCGCAGGAGUGCAUUAUAUCAAAAGGUGUUUCUAAUAUUCUUGCCCUCUCAUGUAUGUAAAUAGGGUGGCCAGAAUAUUAGAAACACCUCUUAUUGAUGACUUUAUAGAUCCCCGACGUGAUAUAUAUACAAAAAAAGCACAAGGUAGAUGAAAUUAUUAAAGUGUAUAAUCACAGUAUAAAUACAAUUUAAAAAGUUUAUGGGGAAGAAGACCAUAUUGUCCUGUCAAUGUAAAAAAACAAAACACAAACUCUUUACUGCAAACUACAGCCUCAAUGGUGAACAUAAUAGUUAGAUUAAUACCUCUCUGACAGUGUCAACAAAAACUGGAACAUUAUCAGCUUUGUAAAAGUACAUGUUAGAUUGUAUAAGUGUAAAGGCUUCAUAAUGUUUCUAUAAAAUCAGUAACCUUU